AUGUUGAACGAUAGCAAAGGUCGAGCUAGCUUAACGUUUGCAAACGCGUUUAUCAGUUUAGCAGAUCACGCAGAGGAUAAACGAAAAGAAAAUAUAGUGUCUCGGUCUCUUGGUUAUGUUCUAAAAAUCGAAAAUUACGUGCAGUACAGAUCGUUUAAUGAUGGAUAUCGACGACCGGAAGCGUCUUUUGCGCCGCAUUAUCCAAACAAACCCUUCUAUCAACCGCCGUUCAACCCUGAUGCGUCGUAUUCAUCGUCUCAAUAUGACAAAGCUAAUCGGCCAAGCUUUGGAGCUCAGUUAAUAGAAGCUUUCAAUGAAUUAGAUUACAAAUAUCGUCAUCAACAAUAUCUACGACAAUUAGGAAAGGUUCAAAGAGAGUAUUGGAAUCUGGAGAAUAUGUCAGGACCAUUACCACCGUACUACAAUCCACCACCACCAAUAACUUAUGGUCGCGGUACAUUGUUUGAAUACGAGAAGGAAACAGAAUUUGUACCAUAUCCAAUGAUAAUGAAUCCAGGUAUGGGAGGAUUAAACAAUCUAUCAAGUUUCGGGUACGGCAGUGGCACUACUUUACCACCGAAGGUUAGAGUCAUUUUUAUACCCAUGGGGCAAUCAUUCGCACAACAACCAUUCACAGGUCCCUUGGCUAUGCCACCUUUUCUCUACAAUCGUAUGUCUCAACCUUUGUGUUCGUAUCCACCACCGCCACCAUUGCCACAACUUGGAUCGCUCUCUCUAACACCUGCCGUACAGCAAAUGGUUCUACAGCGUUAUAGUAAUCCUGUUGCUGUAUUACCCUACAGUUCGAAUUGGCAAACGCCUGAGCUGAUGAUGCCCAGCUAUUCACAAGGCUAUCAACAACAACAACAGCAACCAAUGAUGUCUACUUACCAACCACCUCUACCUGCAUCCCACACUAAUUUACCCUAUUCUAUGCCUUCCUUUUCAUCGUCAUCAUCUGUUCCACAAUCCUGCAUGGCAUUACCUGCAUCGUCCACUGCACCUUCUCAGUAUUACCCUUCGUUGCCACCUGCACCGCAGGCAUACAUACCACCACCACCGUCGGUACCUGUACCGCAGGCAUACAUACCACCACCACCGUCGGUACCUGUACCGCAGACCUACGCACCGCCUCCAGCAGCUCCUGUAUUACAAGCAUAUAUACAACCAAAUCCGGCUUAUUCGGCGUUAUCAUCUGCUUCACAACCAUACAUUCAACCUUCAGCUUGUGCUCAAGGAUGUUCACCAUCUGCAUACGGAUAUCAGUCGUAUCCUGCUUCUGCUCCAGCUCCAGUCGGUUCUGCUGUCAUUCCCUACCCUCUUCCACAGGCGGUACCCUACAAUCCAUAUGUACAACAACAACAACAACAACAACAGCAGCAGCAGCAGCAGCAGUAUCAGCAACAGUACCAGCAGUAUCAACAAGUACAGCAGCAAUCAUCAUCAUCGUCGUCAUCAUCACCACAAAUGACAUCACCGUAUUACAGCUCAAAUGUAUCACCCUCGUCAUCGACAGGUGACAGUUCAAAUGGCAAUUAUCCAAGUACAUGUCGUGCAUGUCCACCACCGCCACCUCCGCUCAGCAUAUUAGUUUCUGGCCACUGUUGGGUACAGCAUUGUUCUGCUUGCCAUAAUGUUCCCAACGCCAAUUUAUAUCCAAAUGCUCGACCAAACUGUGGCCGUAGUACACCAUUACUUCGUUAUCCAACUGUACCACAAUAUCUACCCGAUCAAACACAGCAGUAUCAAGCUCAACACUAUGCUCAUACCAAUGCACCUGUUAUGAUCCGCCCAUGGUUACGGAAAACUCCACCCCUUCCACCUGGUUCAUUUAUUCUUUCCGACAGGUGUUACAAUCGCGAUGGUCUUCACUAUGAUUUCGGUCGUUCUCAUCGACGACAUCGAUCGCAUAAGCGAGGUUCCCACGGUAAACAUCGGUCGACAACAGUUGCAUUAUACUCACAAGCAUCAACAAGCCCAAGUGCUCCAAAGACAAGUAAGAGUAUUUCACCUCGACGAUCGACGAAAUCAACGAAAGAAUUCAAUCCAGACAAGACUGCCUCAAAAUCCAAAAGCGCAGAAUCUCAAACAUCUUCGACACAUUCCUCAUCUGGUUUAUCUACAGAAUAUAACAAGACCACAAUAUAUCCAUCGACAGCUAAACGAGGUAGUUUAUCUCAAAUGACCGGCGAAGCUCGUCAGGUUAAUCUUCAAUACUCUUACCAACCGCAAGAAUUACCAACUGUCUAUCACAGAAAUCGCUAUUUAAAAUCCAGUAGCGAAAGUUCAGGAUUAUCCUCAAGUGGUCGAACAUCUUCCGAUUAUUCGUAUACAUUCACGAAAGAAAACAACUGCUCUCGUUCAAUGUCAAGUGAAUUCAAUUCGAUACGAGAAGAGGAAGAGGAAGAAGCAGUAGCAGCAGGAUACUCCAAAAAACCACCUCGUAACCCGCCAUCGUUGACAAAAUCCAAAGACAAAGUGAUUAUCGUUCGUGAAUUGAUGCCGGAUUCUCCCGCUUCAAUGAAGAGUAUCUCAUCAACUAUGAUGUUCGAUGUCAUAGGCAAGGAUAUUGACGCUCUCUCAACAACAAGUACCGUCGAAGGAAACAAAUUAUCAGGAGACGACGACGUUAAUGAUGGCCUUCGUUUUAAAAUGUUAUAA
Messenger RNA from Adineta ricciae, 2661 nucleotides. The record is from the annotation of a GenBank genome assembly. Lineage: Eukaryota; Metazoa; Rotifera; Eurotatoria; Adinetida; Adinetidae.